Molecule: messenger RNA, 2532 nt
Organism: Arabidopsis arenosa
Lineage: Eukaryota; Viridiplantae; Streptophyta; Magnoliopsida; Brassicales; Brassicaceae
Source: the annotation of a GenBank genome assembly
UGCUCGAUCUCUCUGAUCACAACAAUCGUAAGCGAUGAGAGGCGGAGCUAGAGCCGAUGAAUUCAAUUUCAAUACGAAUCCAUCAACGCCAAACGCUGGUCAGCCGACACCGAUGUACCCCGCCGGUGUUGUGGGUGGCGGCGGACGGAAGAAAGGCGUUGGUGUGAGGUCGUGGUUGGUACUUGACUCGUCGGGGAAGUCGGAUCUAAAGGAAGAAGGGAAACACUCCAUCAUGCGGCGAACGGGAUUGCCGGCGAGAGAUCUUCGGAUUCUCGAUCCACUGUUGUCGUAUCCAUCUACUGUUUUAGGUAGAGAGAGAGCGAUUGUCAUCAAUCUGGAGCAUAUCAAGGCAAUCAUCACCGGUCAAGAAGUUUUGUUGCUUAAUUCCAAGGAUCCUUCCGUGUCACCCUUUAUCGAUGAGUUGCAGAGGCGGAUUCUCUGUCACCAUCACGCCACUAAACCUCAGGAGGAACAGAAAUCUGAGGGAGAGUCUCAUACGAGGACAGACCCUGCUCAAGGAGAAGCUGGAACGCCACAAUCAUCUGGGGAUCAAGGGAGUGAAGCCAAGAAGGAUGCGAAGCAAAGUCUUGAGAAUCAAGAUGGAUCUAAGGUUCUUCCAUUUGAGUUUGUUGCUCUGGAAGCCUGUCUUGAAGCUGCAUCAAGCAGUUUGGAACAUGAGGCCUUAAGAUUGGAGUUAGAGGCUCAUCCAGCCCUGGACAAGCUUACUUCCAAGAUCAGUACCCUUAAUUUGGAGCGGGUUCGACAGAUUAAAAGCAGGCUGGUUGCAAUAACUGGACGUGUUCAGAAGGUUAGGGACGAGCUAGAACAUCUGCUAGACGAUGAUGAAGAUAUGGCUGAGAUGUAUCUUACGGAGAAGUUAGCUCAGAAACUUGAGGAUUCGUCAAAUUCUUCUAUGAAUGAGAGUGAUACCUUCGAGGUUGAUCUUCCUCAAAGAGACGAGGAUGACAGGCUUCCUCCCGAAUUUGCAUCGUUGGCUAACAGAGAUGAAAGAUAUCUACAAGGAACUGAUGCUCACCAUCUUCUUAUGAGUGCUCACAGUGCACUUAGCAGAAAUAGCCGUGGGACUCAUACAAGCUCAACGAGGAGUGCCAUGACCAACAAAUUAGAUGUGGAAGAGCUUGAAAUGCUUUUGGAAGCAUAUUUCGUGCAGAUCGAUGGUAUACUGAACAAACUAUCAACACUAAGGGAAUAUGUGGAUGACACGGAAGACUACAUCAACAUAAUGCUAGAUGACAAGCAGAAUCAUCUUCUGCAGAUGGGUGUGAUGCUAACAACAGCUACUCUGGUGAUGAGCGCCUUUAUCGCAGUUGCUGGUGUAUUUGGUAUGAAUAUUAGGAUAGAGUUGUUCAAUGAUAAUGAAGCUGGUCCAAGUAGAUUCAUUUGGACUGUAAUUGGAGGUUCUAUCGGCAGUAUAUUCCUCUACGCGUGGGAAGAGAGAAGGCUAAGCCCUAAAAUUUCAUCGGAGAAGAGAAACAUGUCGACGAGGCGAGAAAGCAGAGAUUCAGACCCUAAACGACACCGUUCUAGAAUCGAUCGCGAACCCAGCCCCAAGAGAUCAAGAAGAGAUGACAAACCUGAUGCAGAACGAGUUUUGAGUAAGAAGGAUUUGGAUGUUAGAGAUGGUAAUGCUGAUGCAGAGAAGAAACCACGUCACUCCUUGAGAGAUGCUGCGCCGUUGGAACCUGAUGCUCAUGGUUCAAGAAAAGACGGUGAAAAGAAGCACUCUGAACAUCAUGAGACCACCAAACAAGCUUCCCAUCUAUCUCAAGUGCCUCGUUCUAGACCAUAUUCUCAGCAUGAUGAUCUUCCUAGUGAUGGAAAAGGUGACAGACGACCAACUUCUGAGAGAGGAUCGUGGAGAAGUUCAAGAGGUCCGAGUAACCGAAGAGGUGGAGAUGAUGACAAAUCACAGCAUCGUAAAGACGAAGACAAAAGCUCGUGGCGACAUGAUAGCGACACCCAAGGAACACUCUCUAGGAAACGACCGGCCUUCAGAGAGAAGAAGAUUGCAGAGGAAUCUGGGAAUAACACAGACAGAACAAGAACUGAGGAGGGAAAAGACACAAAUCUAAACUAUCGCAGACAGAAAGAGAGAAAUUGGAGGAGCAAUAUGCAUUCAGAAAGACAUGAGAGACCAGCAAUGGGAAGAGACAGAGUGUGGAACAGAGAUGAUGAGAGAGGCGCCGGAAGCAGACAGAGUUAUCGAGUUGAUAGAGACAGAUUCAACGGCAAUGGGCGAAGUGGGUUUAGCGGAAGCUGGACAAGGAAUGAAAAGAAAUGGGACCAUGACUUGUUCGAGGAGGCGAACAAGAGUCCAGCUAAAGCCACCGAGGAAGAACAGAUUGCAAAAGUUGAAGCUUUGUUGGCUUCUUGAAGCAGCAUAUGCUAUGGUUCUUGAUAUGAAUUCGCCUCUAACAUUAUAAUAUCUCAGUUUGCAAGUGUAGAAGAUGAUGUCUGAGUUUAUAUAAUGAAACUCUCUUAUGUUUUUUCCAAGAAAGCAGCAUCGGUUUA